This is a messenger RNA of Trematomus bernacchii (emerald rockcod), 1145 nucleotides long. RefSeq names its product zinc finger BED domain-containing protein 4-like. Gene Ontology annotation, molecular function: DNA binding. Bases 200 to 799 code for a protein of 199 amino acids. NCBI's taxonomy places the organism in Eukaryota, Metazoa, Chordata, Actinopteri, Perciformes, Nototheniidae. The transcript has 4 exons. The record is from RefSeq and is a predicted model, not a curated record.
UGAUGACGAGAUGAAGCCGAGGCUUCGGAGCGUGUGUCGAGUAAUCGCCGAAGCUUUCUGUGAAGCCUGUGUCGAGGCUUGUAUCAUUUGGGGGCCAGUGACGUCAUCGAUGACAAACGAAGCCUCGUUUGUCGAUACCACGUGACUGCUUCAGGAAGCGAUUCAGAUCUUGGCGCGAGCUUCUGACAGAUAAAAAGCCAUGGGAUUCGAUUCAAGAUGUGUGAUCCUUGUGAGAGGAAAACACUUGUCGUUUUGCCAGUUUUGGUUGUACGAUAUUUUUGCUACUUGCAAAGUUAGAAUGGAGCCAGCUAAGAAGAGAAAGACUUCCCCUAUGUGGGAAUACUUUGAUCAGAUUUCACACAAUAAGGUGAAGUGUUUAUUGUGCUCCAGGGAACUGGGGUACAGUAACAAUACUUCAUCCAUGCUAAGGCAUUAUCGUGCCAUGCAUGAGAUGAAGGAGGGACAUGCAGGUGAUGCAGGUGGACCUGCUCAAGGUACCAGGCCUACCAGAAAACAGGAUCUGGAUGAGGCCUUGGUCAACCUGAUUGUGAAGGAUACACAGCCAUUCAGUGUUGUGGAGGAUGUGGGAUUCAGGGCAUUUGUGGCCUUAUUGGAUCCAAACUAUGUCAUCCCCAAGCGACAGGCUGUUAAGGCUAUGGUGGAGGCCAAGUAUGCUCUAGAAAGGAGCAAGGCCAUAGCUGACAUGCAGAAGGUGGUUGCAGUGAGCUUGACCUCUGGCAAGUUAAACCCUUGUUCUUUUCCAGUUUUCGAACAUAUAUUGCUUCUUUUGUCUUUAUAGAAGGCAGCAGACAUUUACAUUUAUUUAUGUAUAGAUGUAACAACAAGAUACUAUAUUGACACAUUGUUUUUAUUAUUAUAUACAGUCAUUUUAAAACACUUACUGGUGUAAAAUUCUGUUCAUACAGGAUGACAAAUACAUUUGACAUCUUUUACCUUUUUGUAUCAUUAUUUCCAGUAUUUUUAGUAUGUCAAAGAUUACAAAUAAUAUGUGGCUGUUUUACACCUGUUCACCAACAGGGGGUCUUGUGAGCACAUGAAGCCCAUGAUGAAGCUUCAUGAGAUGAACCUUUUAGCGAACCGAUUUGCUGGAAAGCUUCAAAGCUUCAUGAGGCUUCAUCUCGUCA